GUUCACCGCAUGUUGUUUAGUUACGACCCGCCAUCCAUGCGCAAUUUAGAGAGAAAGAAGUGAGGGUGGCUAAAUGCUCGUGGUUCCGCGCCAUGCUAGCAGGUUUAGCACGAUGCUAGGCUAGCUGACAUGCUAAGUGAGUGGCUGCAUGGAGCAGUGUCCCCAUGGAUGACCUGACCCAAGCCCUCUCGGCCAGCUUUGCUGUGUCCAAGGAGCCCAACAGUACAGCCGCCCCUCACCCUCGGCUGGCUCAGUACAAGAGCAAGUACAGUGUGCUGGAGCAGAGUGAGCGACGACGGCGCUUCCUUGACCUGCAGAAAAGCAAAAGGUUAAACUAUGUCAACCAUGCACGGCGUCUGGCUGAUGGGGACUGGACGGGGGCAGACAGCGAUGGGGAGGAAGACAUGGAGAAACAGGAGGAGGGGGAGCAGAAGCAAGAUGACGGUGCAGAAGACGAGGGGAUGGAGAUUGAGCGGAGGAAGCUCCCGAAACAUUAUGCAAACCAGCUCAUGUUGUCAGAGUGGCUGGUGGAUGUUCCAUCGGAGCUGGACACUGAUUGGACGAUGGUGGUCUGUCCCGUGGGGAAGAGGUCUCUCAUUGUUGCCUCCAAGUGCAUGUAUUGGACAAUAAAAGUGAGACUCGACAGAGAUGCUGGGAUUAGUUGGAGAAAUGAUAACAGCCCUCUCUUCGCUCCUGUAUUGUUUCUUCUGAAGGGUUCCACCGCAGCGUACACUAAAAGCGGCUAUUGUGUGAACCGUUUCCCUUCCCUGUUGCCCGGUGGGAACAGACACAACUCUGCCAUGGGAAAAGACUACACGAUCUUGGACUGCAUUUACAGCGAGGUGGACAGAACGUACUACAUCCUGGAUGUCAUGUGCUGGAGAGGACACCCGGUCUACGACUGCCCAACCGAGUUCCGUUUCUACUGGCUCCAGUCCAAAGUCCAGGAGACAGAGGGCCUAUCAGAGAUCGCCAAACGCAAUCCUUUCCGGUUUCUGAGCCUCCAAAGCGUAGACUGCACCAAAGAGUCCAUCCAGAAAGCCCUGGCAGCCGAGUACAGCUUCAGCGUGGACGGUCUCCUCUUCUACCACCGACAGACCCACUACACCCCUGGCAGCACCCCUCUGGUCGGCUGGCUUCGCCCCUACAUGGUCAGCGACAUCCUGGGCAUCGAGGUUCCCGUGGGACCCCUCACCACCAAGCCCGAGUACGCCGGCCACCAGCUGCAGCAGAUCCUGGAACACAAGAAGACAUCCAGCGAAGUCCGUCCAGCCAACAGAAGUGGAGGCUACGAGUUAGAGUACCUGUCCACCCCGAGCCAGGACAGCGGGGACACCCUGAACUUUUUGAAUCAGAAACCUAUAAAGGAAGCACACAUGGAGGUCUGAGUGGGAGACUUAACGAGAUGCAAAUUGCUAAGUCAGUGUUUCUGAGUGGUGGCGGCCCACAUAUGGCUCUUUAGAAUGUCUGCUGAAUGGUUCUGCUGAUCUGACCAAUUGCAAAGCAUAGCUAAUUCUAAUCCGCCGCUGCUCCGGACACCCCCAGAGUGCAGAUUAGUAGAGCUAUGUCGUUGUUUUAUAUGGCUAAAAAGCCAGUCUGACAUUUAGAUGUUGUACCUGCGCACAACUUCCUUGAGAAUAACUGCAAGGAAUGUUGCCACUAUAGUUACUAUUUUACAGAGUGUUAUAUGUUUGUGUUCAGUUGUUAAUUUGCUGCUCCACUCCUUACACUCUGAAAUGAUCUUGCACGAGAAACAUCACAGCCCUGCGGUUGUCAGUUGCAGGAUUUCUACAACUCUUGCCAAUUCUCAUUGACCAAAAAAUACAGUUUGAAGCAGAAAGUAAUCAAGCUAUUAGAAUGAACACUGUUUAGGAAGGUGGCGUAUUACUGACUGGUCAAACCUUGUAAGCUGCGACAGUGCUGAUUGGCAACUGUGACAUGGACUUUUACAACUUAAUGUUAAAUUUAAAAACUGCUUAGAGAAUGUUUUAAAGUGUAUGUUUCUAAAUAAAUGUUUUUUUUAUUGGCUUA
Messenger RNA from Mugil cephalus (flathead mullet), 2031 nucleotides. RefSeq names its product snurportin 1 (gene snupn). The record is from RefSeq and is a predicted model, not a curated record. Bases 165 to 1388 code for a protein of 407 amino acids. Lineage: Eukaryota; Metazoa; Chordata; Actinopteri; Mugiliformes; Mugilidae. Gene Ontology annotation, molecular function: protein binding; nuclear import signal receptor activity. Gene Ontology annotation, cellular component: cytoplasm; nucleus. The transcript has 9 exons. Gene Ontology annotation, biological process: snRNA import into nucleus; protein import into nucleus.